AUGUUAAAUAUUAUCGUUAAUACUGAGUAUUUAAAAAGUUGGAACGGUAUUUUUAAAUUGCAACAAUUGGUGCUUGGUGCUAUUUGUAUAGGAAUCAUCAGUGAUAACAUUAAUCCUACCAUUUUUUCUUUAUGUCAAAAGGAAUAUUUCUUUCUUAUUGCAACAUCUAAUUUUUUUAUUGGUACAUUUAUUUUUUUUCUUAGUUACCUGGUAUCUCCAUUUACUGCAUCUAUUUUACCUAAAACAAUACACGAAUCCCUUUAUAAUUUUUUCGCAACCGUAAUGUUAUUUGCGGCUUCAAUAAGUCUGAUAACAGAAAUACAUACGGGUGAUACAGUGUAUAAUUAUAAGGCGUUAUUAGCAGCUUCUAUUUGUGGUCUACUAAACACCAUUUUAUAUAUUUUCAACGCGAUCAUCGCCUAUAUCAUAAUAUGGACGGAGUAAUUAGUCCUCCUGAUGUCAAAAUUGUAACAUGGUUUAUACUGAUGUCUGGUGUAUGAGACCCGCUUAAUUUAUAUUGACUA
Messenger RNA from Trachymyrmex cornetzi, 524 nucleotides. RefSeq lists its product as uncharacterized. The record is from RefSeq and is a predicted model, not a curated record. Lineage: Eukaryota; Metazoa; Arthropoda; Insecta; Hymenoptera; Formicidae. The coding region runs from base 1 to 444 and encodes 147 amino acids. Gene Ontology annotation, cellular component: membrane. The transcript is spliced from 4 exons.